Molecule: messenger RNA, 977 nt
Organism: Panicum virgatum (switchgrass)
Lineage: Eukaryota; Viridiplantae; Streptophyta; Magnoliopsida; Poales; Poaceae
Product: probable DNA double-strand break repair Rad50 ATPase
Exons: 2
Coding region: 118-936 (272 amino acids)
Source: RefSeq, a predicted model, not a curated record
ACAGAUCAGACCAGGGCACGUCCAAGACUGCCAGGCAGCGUCUUCCACCUUUGUCCAGUGCGGUGCGCGCGUACGCCAUAGCAGGGGCCGAGGUCGUCGUCAACCCCUCUCCACAGCAUGUCUUGGUGGUACUUCCUCGGCCUGCCGAAUGAGCUGGAGCGACUGUCCAAUGAGAAGCAAGAGCUGAAGCAGCAAAACAACGAGCUACAGAAGCAAUUGGACGAGAGGCGGAGGGAAGCUUCCAAUGAGAAGCAAGAGCUGGAGAAGCAAAACAACGAGCUACAGAAACAAUUGGACGAGAGGCAGAAACAAAACACCAAAUUGUCCGAUGAGCUGGUGAAGCAAAAGGAGGACACGAGGAAGGCGGGCUUGCUAUUCAUGAAUGCUGCUGAUAAGUACCAAGAGGAAGCAAGGAAUCAACUUAAGGCAAAGGAAGAGGAAUUAGCGAACACGAGGAACGCAGGCCUGCUGAUAAUGAACACCGCCGAUGCGUACCAAGAGACGGCAUGCAAGCAAAUUAAGGAAAAGGUGUGGGAAUUGGAGGACACAAGGAAGGCGGUUCUUGUGCUCAUGAAUGCCGCCGAUGCAUACGAACAAAUAGCAAAAAAGAAAAUUAAAGAUAUGGAGGAGGAAUUGAAGGUCAUUGGGGCCCAGAAAGCAGAGAUGGAUGCAAGGGUAGCAUCUUUGAAGGGUGAUUAUGAUAAGGUGAAGGUUGAAAAUGAAAAGCUUCGGCUAGAGGCUGAGAGGCUCAUUAUGGAAUUGGGUGUCUUGACUGAGGCAAAAGAUGCAGCUGCAUACUCAUGUAAUACUGAGACACCAGAAAUCAUGAAGGAAUUGGACGAUCUUGAAACAAAGGUGGAGGAAACACAAGCUAGCAUGGAUUUGGUGAAGGGUGAAAAUGAUAAACUUCAGUCGGGCAUUUUUUUAAGGGAAUAGGAGGUGUAUCUCCCCACUGAUGGUAAUAUUUCUUUGCUUUA